Molecule: messenger RNA, 1440 nt
Organism: Glarea lozoyensis ATCC 20868
Lineage: Eukaryota; Fungi; Ascomycota; Leotiomycetes; Helotiales; Helotiaceae
Product: FAD/NAD(P)-binding protein
Exons: 1
Coding region: 1-1440 (479 amino acids)
Molecular function (GO): flavin adenine dinucleotide binding; N,N-dimethylaniline monooxygenase activity; NADP binding
Source: RefSeq, a predicted model, not a curated record
AUGGGUUCGCUCGCGCAACCAGGACGAUUCGCCGUGUCGCGGAUUGCCAUAAUUGGUGCCGGACCUUCUGGAAUAUGUGCGGCAAAAUACUUUCUAGCCGAGAGUUGCUUUGAGAAGAUCGAUGUAUUUGAGCAGCAGGGAGAGGUUGGAGGAGUAUGGCACUACACCCCCCUUUUAGACGAGCAGAUUCCCAUACCUUCUACGACACCACACGUUCCUUUGCCCAAACCUAUCUGGCCCAAGGGAGCAAAAGCGCCUAUCUUCUCAAACCCCAUGUAUGAACGACUUAACACUAAUAUACCCAAAGAUUUAAUGGCAUUUAAUGAUCGGCCAUUUCCUGAAUCGAAUCUCUUAUUUCCUAGCCGACAGAAUGUGCAAGAAUACCUUGUCAAAUACGCUCAAAAUAUCCGGCAUCUUAUACAUUUCUCGACUCAAGUUGUUGACGUGCGAUCUCAGCUUGUCGAUGGUACCGACAAGUGGGAAGUAGUGUCCGAAUCAACGAUUACAGGUUCUUCGCAGAAGAGUAUAUAUGAUGCUGUGUUCGUUGCGAGCGGCCACUAUACCGUCCCAUAUGUACCAUCCGUGCCGGGAAUGAACGACUUCAAGGCUAUGUUCCCUGAUGCCAUAACACAUUCCAAAAUAUAUCGAUCCCCACGAGAAUUUGCAAAAAAGAAGAUAAUCGUCGUGGGAAAUGGACCAUCAGGGCUGGACAUUAGCACACAGAUUAGCGUGGUAUCUCAGAAACCAGUGUUGCUUUCAGUCACAACUCCCAAUGCAAGUGGCGCACUACUGGACAAAGAAGAGGUACCUCGCAUAUCCGAGUAUCUGCCCAACCGGAGGGGUGUCCGAUUCGAGGAUGGAAGAAUCGAAGAUAAUAUCGAUUUCGUUUUGUACUGUACUGGCUACUUGUACACAUUUCCCUUCCUGGAAUCAAUCGAGCCCCCACUCGUAACUACUGGCCGUCGAGGACUUGCUCUAUAUAAGCACCUGAUCAGUAUUGAUAAUCCUACCCUUGCAUUUCCUGUCAUGAUGCAAAAGGUCAUUCCAUUCCCGGUGUCCAGUGUACAGUCUGCUGUGGUUGCCAAGUUAUGGUCCAAUAAACUAGAGUUGCCGGAAGAGGAAGCAAUGAGAGCCUGGGAACGGAAACGAGCUGAGGAAUUUGGCGAAGGAACCUCGUUUCAUAUUCUGGGCUACCCAUCAGACGCCGAGUAUAUCAACGAACUCCAUGAAUGGGCUAAGAGCGCAGAUGAUGGCUUCACAAAGGAGCCCGCUUUUUGGGAUAAGAGAGCAUGCUACACGCGAGAGGUAUUUGCAGAGAUAAGAAAAAGGUUCGUGGGGACUGGUGGCCAUGCCAAAACCAUGGAAGAGCUUGGCUUUAGCUUCGACGACCUAGAGUUGCAGAUUCCAACGUCGCAGGAGCCAGAAGGCACACGGAAAUGA